Messenger RNA from Aspergillus vadensis CBS 113365, 585 nucleotides. RefSeq lists its product as uncharacterized. The record is from RefSeq and is a predicted model, not a curated record. Lineage: Eukaryota; Fungi; Ascomycota; Eurotiomycetes; Eurotiales; Aspergillaceae. The coding region runs from base 1 to 585 and encodes 194 amino acids. The transcript is spliced from 3 exons.
AUGUCUACCGUUGUGACCACCGCUCCCCCUGUCCAGACCAUGUCUCUCCAGGCAGUCUCUCAGUCGGGCUCUUCCGACGAAGAGCUUUUGCAGCUUUUCCGCCGAGUGACCAUCACCAGCUCUGACGGCCAUGAUGUGUCUGAGAUGCAAAUCAAGAAGGCCUUCCAGCAGGAAAUCAGCCGGCCCCUGGGUCGACAGAUGCUGGAGGCAUCCUUGGCGCACGCGAAUGGCUGCUCUUGCUAUCACUGGAACUACCAUGACCGCAUCAGCGGCAAAGUCAACAUCUCUCGGGUUGAUUUGACUUUUGACCUGACUUCAAAGAGCAUGGGACAGGCCGUGAAGGGUGAAGCUGCUGGCUUCUACAGGCCUAACAGUGCCUUUAUCAAUGCAACCGUCUACUAUGACGACCAGCAAUACCUCCAGGGCAACCAGAGCGUCCAGAUCUACAUGGAUGGAAGCAAAUUUAUCAUUGACUUCUUCACCACCGACCAGUCGGAGAAGCCAAUUGCGCGUAUCGUCCAGAACGCCUCGUCCUUUACCUUCCAGGGCACUGACACUGGUGACGCUACCUGGGGUACUAACUAG